AUGUUCUCCUAUCGACGAGACCAGGCUAUUGAGGCUUCUACUUGCAUGCUCGGCCUAAGGUAUCAAGCAUUGCGAGACGCACGAGACUUCUGGACAACAGCGCUAAGUUCUGUAGCAUCUGGGGUGCAUCUGGGAUCUGCAGAUGAGCUGGCUUUCUUGGAUGCGAAGGUCAUCUAUUUCAUUCCCGAAGCACUCAUCCCCGACAAGUUCUACACGUCCGCAGGGCAGUUCGCAGACUUUAGCAUUUUGGCAUUCCAGAAAUAUCGCAUUAAGAAAGACGUCAUGCACUGCGUUGGGGGAGUUGUGCAGUGGCGGAGGAGUUGUGCACGUGCAGUGGCGGAGGAUCGUGCAGGGACGGAGAAGUCGUGCAGUGAGAGGGAGGAGUCGUGCAGUGACGAGAGGGAGGCGUUGUGCAGUGACGAGAGGGAGGAGUUGUGCAGUGACGAGAGGGAGGAGUCGUGCAGUGACGGACCAGCUGUGCGGAAGAAGACGUGCGGACUUUGGAAGGAGAGGAGGUCGGAAAAGUAA
Messenger RNA from Zymoseptoria tritici IPO323, 528 nucleotides. RefSeq lists its product as uncharacterized. Lineage: Eukaryota; Fungi; Ascomycota; Dothideomycetes; Mycosphaerellales; Mycosphaerellaceae. The transcript is spliced from 3 exons. Bases 1 to 528 code for a protein of 175 amino acids. The record is from RefSeq and is a predicted model, not a curated record.